CCGGAGCCCGGCGUGCGCCGGGAGCAGGCUCCGCGCCCCUGCCGCGGACAUGGAAGCUUUCUGCGGGUCCCGCUUCUGGGACUCAAAUCUUACGAUACACACCGAUAACCCAGACCUGACACCGUGUUUCCAGAAUACCAUCCUAGCCUGGAUCCCCAGUAUUUAUCUAUGGAGUGCAUUACCCUUUUAUCUUCUCUACCUAAAGCGCAACAAAAGAGGGUACAUCGUGCUGUCCGUGCUGAGCAGGUUCAAGACGCUGUUUGGUGUCCUGCUGUGGUCCGUGAGCUGGGCUGACCUCUUCUACUCCUUCCACGAGCUCCUGCAAAACAGAACCCCUCCACCAGUCUAUUUUGUGACCCCACUGGUCGUUGGCAUCACUGUGCUGUUGGCUACAUUGCUUAUUCAAUACGAAAGGCUGAGAGGAGUUCAGUCCUCUGGAGUGCUCAUUAUCUUCUGGUUUUUGUCUGUGCUCUGUGCCGUGGGGCCUUUCCGGUCGAAGAUCAUGGCUACAACAGCACAGGGCCAUGUAAAUGAAAGGUUCAGGUUUACCACGUUUUACAUCUACUUUGCUUUGAUAAUCGUGGAGUUGAUCCUUUCGUGUUUUAAAGAGAAGCCUCCGUUUUUUUCCCCUGUCAGUACAGAUACUAAUCCAUGUCCAGAGUUAAAUUCAGGCUUCCUGUCAAGACUGACGUUUUGGUGGUUUACAAGCAUGGCAAUUCAUGGGUACAAAAGGCCUCUGGAAGAAAAAGAUUUGUGGUCGCUGAAUGAAGAUGAUACUUCAAAAAAUAUCGUGCAGCAACUGAGUAAAGAGUGGGACAGAGAAAAAGAAGAAUGCAAACAGAGAGAUGACGUGACAUAUAUGAAGAAAUCGAACCAUGUGCUGAAUCAUGUUGGAGAUGGUCCAGAGGAAGCAGAAGUUCUGAUCAGAGACAAAAAGCACAAUAGGAAACCUUCCUUUCUCAAAGCUUUGCUGAGGACCUUUGGGCCAUACUUCUUAAUUGGCUCCUUCUUCAAGCUGAUACAAGACCUACUUUCUUUCGUCAACCCCCAGCUGUUAAGUGUAUUAAUUGGCUUCAUCAAGAACAAAGAUGCCCCAGCCUGGUGGGGAUUUUUGAUUGCGGCUUUGAUGUUUGUCUGUGCUGUGCUGCAGACACUCAUACUUCACCAGCAUUUCCAGUACUGCUUUGUUACUGGGAUGAGGCUGAGGACUGGGAUCACUGGAGUGAUAUACCGCAAGUCCUUAGCCAUCACAAACUCAGCGAAGCGCUCAUCUACUGUGGGAGAAAUUGUCAACUUGAUGUCAGUGGAUGCCCAGCGUUUCAUGGACCUGAUGACUUUCCUGAACAUGUUGUGGUCUGCACCACUCCAGAUAUUUCUGGCUUUGUAUUUCCUCUGGGAGGCUUUAGGGCCUUCUGUGGAACAAAUGCGAUAUAAAGACUCCCGCAUUAAAUUAAUGAAUGAGAUCCUGGGUGGCAUCAAGGUGCUGAAGCUGUAUGCGUGGGAACCAUCCUUUUCACAAAAGGUCCUGGAGAUACGAAAGAACGAGCUGCGAGUUUUGAAAAAAUCUGCUUAUCUCAAUUCUUUGUCCACCUUUGCCUGGAUCAGCGCCCCGUUCCUGGUAGCGCUGACGACAUUUGCCGUCUAUGUCUCAGUGGAUGAGAAGAAUAUCCUGGAUGCAGAAAAGGCUUUUGUCUCCCUCUCCUUGUUCAAUAUCUUGAAGUUUCCCCUCAAUAUGCUUCCACAAGUCAUUAGCAAUAUUGCGCAGACAAGUGUUUCCCUAAAGAGAAUUCAGCAGUUCCUGAGUCAUGAUGAACUUGAUCCAAAUUGUGUGGAAACAAAGGUGAUUUCACCAGGCAAUGCCAUCAGUGUAACAAAUGCCACGUUCAGCUGGGGAAAGGAGCUUAAGCCAACUUUGAAAGAUAUAAAUAUGUUGGUCCCCAGUGGUGCUUUGGUUGCCGUUGUUGGCCAUGUUGGCUGUGGGAAGUCUUCUCUGGUGUCUGCUCUCCUGGGUGAAAUGGAAAAGCUGGAAGGAGAAGUGGCUGUGAAGGGUUCUGUUGCUUAUGUGCCUCAACAAGCCUGGAUCCAGAACGCUACGCUGAAAGAUAACAUUUUGUUUGGCCAAGCUCCUAAUGAGGAAAAAUACCAAAAUACCCUGGAGGCCUGUGCUUUAAAAACUGACCUGGAAGUGCUGCCAGGAGGAGAUCAGACUGAGAUAGGAGAGAAGGGCAUCAACCUGUCAGGUGGGCAGAGGCAGCGCGUGAGCCUCGCCCGUGCCGUGUACAGCGGCUCUGACAUUUACCUGUUAGAUGAUCCCCUGUCUGCCGUGGACUCGCACGUCGCAAAGCACAUCUUCGACAAAGUCAUCGGUCCAGAUGGGGUACUCAAAGGAAAAACCCGAAUUCUGGUGACCCAUGGCAUCAGCUUCCUACCUCAGGUAGACCAUAUAGUUGUCCUGGUCGAUGGCAAAAUCUCUGAAAUGGGAUCUUACCAAGACCUUCUGAAACAAAACAAGGCCUUUGCAGAAUUCCUGCGAAAUUAUGCACUGGAUGAAGACAUUGAAGAGGACGAACCAACAAUGCUGGAGGAGGAAGAAGUCCUGCUGGCUGAAGACACCCUCAGCAUCCACACCGACCUGGCGGAUAACGAACCGGUGACCAACGAGGUCCGCAAACAGUUCCUUAGGCAACUUAGUGUAGUGUCUUCUGAGGGAGGAGAAUGUCCCAACAAAAUGUCAACGAAACGAAGAGUCUGUGAGAAGAAGCCAGCAGAGCCUCCUCUGCCAAGAAAAAAUGCUAACGAGAAACUUAUUCAGGCUGAAACCACUGAAACAGGCACGGUGAAGCUAUCAGUGUUCUGGCAAUACAUGAAGGCUGUCAACCCUGUCCUUUCUUUAGCAAUAUGUUUCCUAUAUUGCUGUCAAAAUGCUGCUGCCAUUGGGGCCAAUGUGUGGCUCAGUGACUGGACCAAUGAGCCAGUGGUGAAUGGGACUCAGCACAACACAGCCAUGAGAAUCGGAGUCUACGCUGCCUUGGGCCUCUUGCAAGGGCUGAUAGUGCUGAUCUGCUCCUUCACGCUGGCCAUGGGAGGCAUCAACGCCGCCCGGACGCUCCACGCUGCGCUGCUGGAGAACAAAUUUCACACCCCACAGUCCUUCUACGACACCACCCCGACCGGCCGCAUCAUCAACCGCUUUUCCAAGGACAUCUACGUGAUCGAUGAGGUCAUCCCACCAACCAUCCUGAUGUUCCUUGGCACAUUCUUCACCUCCGUAUCGACCAUGAUUGUGAUUAUAGCGAGCACUCCGCUCUUUGCCGUGGUUAUAGUUCCACUUGCAAUUCUGUACUUCUUUGUUCAGCGAUUCUACGUCGCCACCUCCCGCCAGCUGAAGCGCCUGGAGUCCGUGAGCAGAUCUCCCAUCUACUCCCACUUCUCAGAGACAGUGUCAGGGGCCAGUGUCAUCAGAGCCUACAGGAGAGUGAAGGCCUUUGUAGACAUCAGUGAUCUGAAGGUGGAUGAAAAUCAGAAGAGUUACUACCCUGGGAUAGUAUCAAACAGGUGGCUGGGCAUUCGAGUUGAGUUCGUGGGGAACUGCAUUGUCCUUUUUGCUGCCCUUUUUGCUGUGAUUGGUAGAAACAGCCUGAAUGCUGGCCUGGUGGGACUGUCAGUGUCUUAUGCGCUACAGGUGACCUUGUCUCUGAAUUGGAUGGUCCGAAUGACUUCUGAACUUGAAACUAACAUUGUGGCUGUGGAAAGAAUAAAAGAAUAUUCAGAAACUGAAACAGAGGCUCCCUGGAUCAUUGAAGGCAAGAGUCCCCCAGAAGACUGGCCAUCCAAGGGAGAGCUGGAGUUUGUGAAUUACUCAGUGAGGUACAGGAAGGGUCUGGAUCUGGUGCUGAAGGGGAUAAACCUCCAAGUCCAUGGUGGGGAAAAGAUUGGAAUUGUUGGCAGAACCGGAGCAGGGAAGUCCUCCAUGACGCUCUGUCUCUUUAGGAUCCUGGAAGCUGUAAAAGGGGAAAUUAAAAUUGAUGGCGUGAAAAUUUCAGAAAUUGGUCUCCAUGACCUUCGAUCGAGGCUAACAAUUAUUCCUCAGGAUCCUGUUCUCUUUUCUGGAACAUUGAGGAUGAACCUGGACCCAUUUAAUAAGUAUUCAGAUGAGGAAAUAUGGAAAGCCCUUGAACUGUCUCAUUUGAAGAGGUUUGUCAGCAGUCAGCCGUCCAUGCUGGACUAUGAGUGCUCAGAGGGUGGAGAGAACCUCAGCGUUGGCCAGAGGCAGCUCGUGUGCCUGGCCAGGGCCCUCCUGCGCAAGACCAGGAUCCUGAUCCUGGACGAGGCGACGGCGGCCAUCGACCUGGAGACGGACGAUCUCAUCCAGAUGACAAUCCGGACCCAGUUUGAGGACUGCACGGUGCUGACCAUCGCACACAGGCUGAACACCAUCAUGGAUUACACGAGGGUUCUUGUUCUAGACAAUGGAACCAUAGCUGAAUUUGACACACCUGCAAACCUUAUAGCAGCAAAGGGCAUUUUCUACAGUAUGGCCAAAGAUGCUGGACUGGCAUGAAGAGAAGACCCCUUGGGUUUUGGUUUGGUGUUUUUUUUAAUAUUACUGACUUGCCACAAAAGUGACUUGUGAAUGUACUGUAAUUUUACAAAACAUUUUUUGUAGUAGACUCAACUUGUGAUAUGUGAACAAAGUAUUUUACAAUUACAAGGACCAGAAAGUGAAUUUUAUAUUUUUAAAUAUUUUCUAUAUACAUAAAGUAUUUUAUUAUAUGCUUUUUUUUUCCCAAAGAAGGCCAAACAUUCUGCCAAGAAAAUGUAUGUACUGCAGGGCAAUAAGUACUGCAUUCAGGUUUGUAAUUAGUAAAUUAUAUUAAUGGUACAAAA
Messenger RNA from Neopelma chrysocephalum (saffron-crested tyrant-manakin), 4887 nucleotides. RefSeq names its product ATP binding cassette subfamily C member 3 (gene ABCC3). Gene Ontology annotation, molecular function: ABC-type transporter activity; ATP hydrolysis activity; ATP binding. The coding region runs from base 50 to 4561 and encodes 1503 amino acids. The transcript has 31 exons. Gene Ontology annotation, biological process: transmembrane transport. Lineage: Eukaryota; Metazoa; Chordata; Aves; Passeriformes; Pipridae. Gene Ontology annotation, cellular component: membrane. The record is from RefSeq and is a predicted model, not a curated record.